Molecule: messenger RNA, 1095 nt
Organism: Diaporthe amygdali
Lineage: Eukaryota; Fungi; Ascomycota; Sordariomycetes; Diaporthales; Diaporthaceae
Exons: 4
Coding region: 1-1095 (364 amino acids)
Molecular function (GO): dioxygenase activity
Source: RefSeq, a predicted model, not a curated record
AUGUCACCUGCCCGGACAGCAGAGGAUCUCCCUCCUUAUGAAUACCCGCAGGAGACUGGAGAGAAACUGGAGUAUGCGGAACUAGAAGCUCUGGACAUCUCAAAGCUGAACCAGCCAGGCGGGAAGCAGGCCCUGGCCGAACAGGUCCUCAGCUUCAUCAACAAGAAUGGAUUCUUCUACGUAGUCGGCCACGGCUUCACAGAUGCCGAAGUACGGCGGCAAUACGCGCUCUGCAAAGCAGUGCUAGACCUGCCCCUUGAGGAGAAGCUCAAAUACCAAUGCGACACAGCGGCAGGCGACUUCAGGGGCUAUAAGCCACAGUCCACAGGCAAGCUGGCGGCGAGGGAUAAUGAUGAACGGUACAACAUCCCCAAGUUCACGCCGGAGCACGAGCGGCCCCACCCGCAGCUGAUCCGCGACCACUGGGACGAGAUCAAGGCCUUCUCACUCAAAGUGCACAACGGGCUACUGCUCCCGCUGCUGAGGCUGUUCGCAGCGGUGCUAGAGCUCGAAGACGAGGACUUCUUCGUGCGGCGCCACCGCUACGACGCCGAGGGGCUCGAGUACCUGCGUUACAUGCAGUAUUUCCCGCGGGCGAGGGAGGACGACGCCGCGGCGGGCAACAUCUGGGCGAAAGGCCACACCGACUACAACACGCUCACGUUCCUUUUUCACCAGCCCGUCGCGGGCCUGCAGGUGCAGACGCCCGAGGGCCAGUGGAAGUACGUCAAGUCGCCGCGGGACGCGGUUAUCGUCAACAUCGCCGAUGCACUCGAAUUCCUUAGCGGCGGGUACCUCAAGAGCACCGUGCACCGCGUCGUGCGCCCGCCCGAGGACCAGGCGGACCGGUCGCGGCUGAGUCUGAUCUACUUCGCGAGGCCGGAAGCCAAUAUUAUCCUCGAGCCGGUGGACAGCCCGCUGCUGAAGCGCAUCGGGCUUGGGGAGCGGAGUGAGAAGGAGAGGUUCGCGCACAAGGUGACUGCUGAAGAAUGGGCGCGUGCUCGAAUCGCCAAAGACCAUCGCUUCCGUACGGGCGUUGUCGAUCAAAGGGAAAAGGAGAUCAUUGCUGGGGUCGCUCAAACAUACUAUGACUAG